AUGGCGGAGUUGCGGGCAGACGAGGCGCGCUGCGGCUUCGAGAGCUUGAUUCCCGAUGUGGUCGCCGCCGCCGGCUUUGCGGUGCCGUGCUAUACGGCGUCGGCAUCGGGCGACAAGACGGUCCGGCUCUGGGGCGUCGACGACGGCGAGUGCAAGCGCGUGCUCCAGGGGCACUCUGGAGAGGUAAACUCCGUGGCGUUCGCGCCGACGCGACCGGGCGAGGCGGCGCUGCUGGCGUCGGCAUCGGACGACAAGACGGUCCGGCUCUGGGGCGUCGAGGACGGCGAGCGCACGCGCGUGCUCGAGGGGCACUCGGAUUUUGUGAUCUCCGUGGCGUUCGCGCCGGCGCGGCCGGGCGAGGCGGCGCUGCUGGCGUCGGGAUCGAAGGACAACACGGUCCGGCUCUGGGGCGUCGACGACGGCGAGUGCAAGCGCGUGCUCAAGGGGCACUCGAAUACGGUAUACUCCGUGGCGUUCGCGCCGGCGCGGCCGGGCGAGGCGGCGCUGCUGGCGUCGGCGUCGAGCGACAACACGGUCCGGCUCUGGGGCGUCGACGACGGCGAGUGCAAGCGCGUGCUCAAGGGGCACUCGGAUACGGUAUACUCCGUGGCGUUCGCGCCGGCGCGGCCGGGCGAAGCGGCGCUGCUGGCGUCGGGAUCGAAGGACAGGACGAUCCGGCUCUGGGGCGUCGACGACGGCGAGUGCAAGCGCGUGCUCGAGGGUCACUCUGAUGAGAUAAACUCCGUGGCGUUCGCGCCGGCGCGGCCGGGCGAAGCGGCGCUGCUGGCGUCGGGAUCGGACGACAAGAUGGUCCGGCUCUGGGGCGUCGACGACGGCGAGUGCAAGCGCGUGCUCGAGGGGCACUCGAAUGACGUAUGGUCCGUCAAUAUCGGCUACGUCCUGCCAGAUCAAGACUGA
This is a messenger RNA of Aureococcus anophagefferens, 918 nucleotides long. RefSeq lists its product as hypothetical. The transcript has a single exon. The record is from RefSeq and is a predicted model, not a curated record. Gene Ontology annotation, molecular function: protein binding. Lineage: Eukaryota; Pelagophyceae; Pelagomonadales; Pelagomonadaceae. Bases 1 to 918 code for a protein of 305 amino acids.